Messenger RNA from Morchella importuna, 987 nucleotides. RefSeq lists its product as uncharacterized. Gene Ontology annotation, molecular function: hydrolase activity, hydrolyzing O-glycosyl compounds. The transcript has 5 exons. Bases 1 to 987 code for a protein of 328 amino acids. Gene Ontology annotation, biological process: carbohydrate metabolic process. NCBI's taxonomy places the organism in Eukaryota, Fungi, Ascomycota, Pezizomycetes, Pezizales, Morchellaceae. The record is from RefSeq and is a predicted model, not a curated record.
AUGCUUUUCUCUGCCGGUCUUCGCGGCUUCGCGGUAUCAUGUCUUUUCAGCUUUGUUGCUCAACUUGCAACCGGGGCAACAUUCAAAAAUCCACUCAAAGAAACCAAUGGCAGUGAUCCCUUUAUGGUAUAUACUGCUGGUUAUUACCAUCUUUUGACCACAACAUGGACCGAUAUCGAGAUCACUCGAGCGACUACUUUAGAAGGAUUAAAGACAGCGACGCCAACCGUUGUUUGGACGGACACAACCUCAUCUCGGGCUGGCAAUUUCUGGGCACCUGAGGUUCACUGGAUUGAUAAUACUUGGUGGAUUUAUUAUACUGCUGGAACUGAGACGUGUUGUGAUGGCCAGCGUUUACACGCAUUGCAAGGCGGUACGGACAUUCUCGGAACUUACACCUACAAGUCCCAACUCAGCUCUGAGUGGGGCAUCGAUGGCACCGUCCUCCGCACUACCUCACAGAACUACUUUGUCUGGUCCCGCUUCAGCCCAAACAGCUUGCAGAGCUUGUACAUUGCCGAAAUGAGCAACCCAUAUACCAUCGGAACGCCAUAUCUGCUCUCAGAGCCCACGAACUCAUGGGAGACCGUAGGAGGUGCCGUCAACGAGGGUCCAGCUGCGCUUUACCAUGGUGGAAAGACUUACUUGACCUUCUCGGCCUCGUACUGCUGGACUACUAGCUAUCAAUUGGGACUUCUCACUUGGAACGGUAGCGGUGACCCAUUGCUAUCGAGCUCGUGGACAAAAAGCGGACCGGUAUUUAGCAGUGCGAAUGGUAACCUUGGGCCUGGCCACAACGGAUUUUUCACUAGCCCCGAUGACGCGGAGAUUUGGAACGUGUACCACGCAACUUCGGUUUCAACUGGUGCGUGUGAUGGGAAUAGAUACACAAUGGCUCAACCGGUUAACUGGAAUUCUGACGGGUCUCCAAAUUUUGGGUCACCGGAUGCUCUUUCAGCGAGAUUGAACGAGCCUUCUGGAGAAUAG